Messenger RNA from Meriones unguiculatus (Mongolian gerbil), 1065 nucleotides. Its product is annotated as zinc finger protein 431-like. NCBI's taxonomy places the organism in Eukaryota, Metazoa, Chordata, Mammalia, Rodentia, Muridae. Bases 88 to 1065 code for a protein of 325 amino acids. Gene Ontology annotation, biological process: regulation of transcription by RNA polymerase II. Gene Ontology annotation, molecular function: DNA-binding transcription activator activity, RNA polymerase II-specific; RNA polymerase II cis-regulatory region sequence-specific DNA binding. The transcript has 4 exons. Gene Ontology annotation, cellular component: nucleus. The record is from RefSeq and is a predicted model, not a curated record.
AUCACCUAUGAUGAUGUAAAUGUGUACUUCACUCGGGAAGAGUGGGCUUUGCUGGAUCCUUCCCAGAAGUGUCUCUACAAAGAUGUGAUGAUAGAGACCUACAAGCACCUUACAGCCAUAGGCUACAAUUGGGAAGACCAUAAUAUUGAAGAACACUGUCAAUGUUCUAGAAGAUAUGGAAGGCAUAAAAGGAAUCAGAGUGGAGAGAAACCAUGCGAAUAUAAUCAAUGUGGUAAAGGCUUUUCACGACACAGUGAACUCCACAUACAAAGGCAUAAAAGACUUCAUACUGGAGAAAAACCCUUUGAAUGUAAUCAUUGUGGUAAAGCUUUUUCACAAUUCAGUCAUCUCCAGAACCAUAAAAGAACACAUACUGGAGAAAAACCCUACGAGUGUCUUCAGUGUGGUAAAGCCUUUUCAAACCCCAGUAGUCUUCAAAUGCACAAAAGAACACAUACUGGAGAGAAACCCUAUGAAUGUCUUCAGUGUGGUAAAGCCUUUUCACUUCGAAGUAGUCUCCAGGUGCAUAAAAGAAUACAUACUGGAGACAAAUGCUACAAAUGUAAUCAAUGUGGGAAAGCCUUUUCCCAACACGGAAAUCUCCAAGUGCAUAAAAGAACACAUACUGGAGAAAAACCCUAUGAAUGUCAUCAAUGUGGUAGAGCCUUUUCAAACAGCAGUAGUCUCCAAAUGCAUAAAAGAACACAUACUGGAGAGAAACCCUACGAAUGUCUUCAGUGUGGGAAAGCUUUUUCACAUCCCAGUAGUCUCCAGAAGCAUAAAAAAACACAUACUGGAGAGAAACAGUAUGACUGUAAUCAGUGUGGGAAAGCCUUUUCCCAACACGGAAAUCUCCAAAGGCAUAAAAGAACACAUACUGGAGAGAAACCCUAUGACUGUUUUCAAUGUGGUAAAGCCUUUUCAAACCACAGUACUCUCCAGGUGCAUAAAAGAACACAUACUGGAGAGAAACCCUACAAAUGUAAUCAAUGUGGGAAAGCCUUUUCACAACAUGGAAAUCUCCAGGUGCAUAAAAGUACACAUGCUGGAGAAAAACCCUAUUAA